ACGGGCCGCGGGCGGGUCAUCGUGUCAGCGCUGGGGCGCUAGUCGUUCACUUAGCGGUUUGGGGGUGAAGGCAAAAUAACGGCGAGUAACAGAAACCCCGGGGACGCCGGCUCCCGGUCAGGACGGACUGCGGGCCGCGCCUCGUUUUCCUGGGCAGUGGUCGCGUCAGCCGGGGUCGGUGGUUUUGGUGUUCUUGUCGCCUCCUGAGGCGGUCACCCAGACACCCGCAGCGGGGAGGAGCGUCAGAGGCCGGGACUAUCGGGACAGCUCCGGACCAGCAGUUGUCACGAUAAGCCCCGCCCAGAGGCCACUGGGGUGAUGCCCGCGGCUCGGUGAGAGGAGGAUGCGGCGGACGGCCCGGUGAGAGCUCCCCGGUAGCAGCGCGCGGCCCCGGAGGAGGCGGGCACAGCCGGAGCGGGAGGCGGCGUCUUGGUGGAUCGCAGAGAGCGGGGGCUCAGCCGCCGGGUGUGUCCGGGCACCAUGGUGGAGAAGCAGCGCUGCCCCCUGCAGAGGGACGGCGUGUACCGCUGGUUCUCCGAGCUCUCCUCCUCCCAGCGCAUCGAGUUCCUGUGCGGCCUGCUGGACCUCUGCCUCCCGCUGGAGCUGCGCUUCCUGGGCUCCUGCCUGGAGGACCUGGCCCGCAAGGACUACCACUGGCUGCGGGACUCCGAGAUCAAGGCCAACAACCCGGCCGACCUGGGCAGCCUGACCAACCUGGCGGACGAGGUGGUGCGCAGCAAGCUGCUGGUGUCGCUGGCGCUGCUGGCCUCCGACCAGCGGGAGGCGGCGGGCGUGCUGUGCCGGACCCUCACCCACCUCGACUGCAUCAUCAACAACCUGGGCCUGCAGCUGAACGAGGGCCGCGCCGGGGACGAGUUCCUGCUGCUCUUCACCAUGGCCACCAACCACCCGGCCUUCAGCUUCCACCAGAAGCAGCUGCUGCGCAAGGAGCUGGCCCACAUCCAGGGGAGGCAUGGUGCCAGCAGCAAGGGCUGCGCCAAGGUGACUCCAAGAACAGAGACCCCGACCAGCAGCGUGGGCAACAGCUUGGCGAAUGCACUACACACAUCAGCACAUUCCAUAGAAGAUCCGACACCCAAGAGGCCUUCCGGAAAGCACUCCAAAGUGAAUGUUGAGAAAAUUGAACUUAAGGUUUUGCCGCACAAGAAAAAGGAGAAGAAUGCAGACUGCUGUUUUGAGGUAUUUUGGUCUGAUUCCUCUGUUUCGUUGGUUACCAAAUCCUCAGCUGAAGUUACAGAAUUUAUUUCUAAGCUCUCUCACGUGUUCUCUGAAGAUUUGGAGAAAUGCAUUCCUUACCGUGGGGCUGUGGACACUUAUUCCGUGGACAGGAACCAUGUGGACUUUGAUUUCGAUCACCGGUGUUUUGCGUCUCUGCCCCCCCAGGUAUUAAAGAGUGACCUUCUUAAAAAAUUCUUCAGCACUUCAGCAAACCACCAACAGCAUCAGAACUUAAGUCCCAGCACCCCAUCCCAUGUGAAAAUGAGCACAUCUAUGGGUCCCUCUAUACGACCCAUAUGUGGCGUGGCCAGCAUCCAGUCUUCCCACAGCAGCCUUGCCUUGCACCACAGCGGAGCCACAAUGAGCAUGUCCCCGUGUUCAAGCUCGACCUCUGUAACAUAUCGGCCUUCAUCGGAGACCACGUCCUCUACUGGAAUACCUUCCAGUGUGCCGAGCCCGCAGACUCAAGAACAGCAGGAAAUAUUGGAGUGGCUCAGGAAGUUACGCCUGCACAAAUACUACACAGUAUUCAGCCAGCUGUCAAUGAAAAAGUUCUUGAGUCUCACCGAGGAAGAUUUAAAUAAGUUUGAAUCCCUAACGAUGGGAGCAAAGAAGAAGCUGAAGACUCAGCUGGAGCUUGAGAAAGAGAAGACUGAAAAAAGGUGUCUGAACUCAGCAUCGUGUACUUUCACCAGCAGCGGAGUCGCCCGGGUUCCUCCAACCAGUCACGUUGGACCAGUUCAAAAUGUCCACUGCAGCCACGCUACAGAGUUGUCUGUAGACGUGGAGCCCGCAGCCUCUCAGGUGCCUCAAGAAGGCAGCUCGUCCUCGGAGUAUUCCAGCUCCCCAUCAAGCCCAAUGGGGCUGCAGACGCGAGAAGAGAGCUCCGACAGUGCAGAGGAAAUGGACAGACGUCUUGGGAGGCACUUGGAUUGCAUUGAGAAGGACAAGUCCGUCUUGCUGGUGAAUCACUUUACAUCCAGUUCCGUUCGCCCAACAGCUCAGGUUUUACCAGUGCAAAAUGACAGUGGAUCCAGCCCUUCAAGCCAUCAUCCAGUACCACGUCAGAUGCUAGCUGGGCCUCCCCCUCACAUGGCUCCACUGCACCUCAUGAACACUUUGCACAAAUCAGACCGCGGCAGUGCAGAGAUUAAGAUCCUCCAGUCAUCUCCUCACGCCAUCUUGUCUGCAGAAGACAGGAGUAAAGCUUCACCCGGAUCCAGAAGCGGCUUGAAAAUAGAGAAGAGCUUUGGAAACCUGCUUCUGGACAUCAAAGCUUCAGCCGGCCCAUUGCAACCUGGUCAGGUGCUUUCCAUCAUCCCCGACGGCAGCUCCAUGCAACAGACCGUAAGCUUCGGUGUCCGGGCCAAAGUGGGAAACACUUUAUCUGGCGAGAGGAUGCUAAAACCAGCUCAGCAGCCGGCCAUGAUGGUGGAGAGCAGCGCCCCUACCACCAUACCAUCCACUCCAGUCUUCCACGUCACCCGCACUCCCGUGAAGCUUCUCGUAUCAUCGUCGGAUUCUUCUGUGGUUGGACAGAUGACCAGUGUCUCUCCGGCAAUAAUAAACCCCAGAAGCGUUCUGUAUUCAGCCAACACCAAAGUUGCCUUUUCUGCUAUGAGUGGCAUGCCUGUUGCCCAAAUGGCUGGCAACUUCUGUGCAAACAGCAUUGCCACUUCCAGCAACCACCCCUCAACGUCCUAUAGUAAUGUGACGAACCUGCCCAGCUGCCCUGUCCCCAGCUCAAGCCCUACAAUUUCCUCCACGUCUGACAACAGCUAUUGCAGUGGCAAUGCCCCCGCCAUGAACAUUCAGAUUUCCAAUCAGACUCCCGGCCACCACCAUGUGCAUCAGCAGCCGCCGGCGGCACAGACUGGGUGCACAGUCUGUAGCUCGUGUGGCUGCAGUGGCAGUUGUGGGUCAGGCGGUGUCGCUGUCAAUUAUGGAAAUUAUUUCCAGCAUCAGUUCUCUACCCCCUCCAUGUUCCCCUUCUCUCUCAUGCCCUUCAGCCCAGUGUGCAAUAACGGGUACAUUAACGCCCAGCAAUACAACAGCAGCAGCUCGUUUCCGGUAGUGCACGCACCGUACAGUAACAGCUUGAACCCAGACUCUAUGCUGACAGGGCAGCCCGGCUUUUCCUUGCCUCCCAUGCAGAACUUUAUAACUGGCACAGCGGGGGUGUACCAGCCUCAGGGCAUGAUGGGCACCAUUAACGGCACAACUCACAAAAAGAGUGGGAACAUUUCAUGCUAUAACUGUGGGGUCAGCGGCCACCGCGCUCAGGACUGUAAGCAGCCAUCAAUGGAUUUUAAUCAGCAAGGAACUUUCCGUCUUAAGUUCGCUCCACCGUCAGACGGCCUGGACUCUGCCGAUUAACCUUCCGGACCUCGGUCUCCUCAACCCACAUCUCUCAUCUAAAGGUGCUUUAGUUUUAACCGGGCUGACGUGAAAUACCUUCGGAGCCGACGUUUCUGUAUUGCCAAAUUCUGCUUCAAGAUUUUCAUUGCUCUUAAUGGCGACGCGAUGACCUCGGCCUGUGAGCCUCACGUUUUAUAGGAACGAUUUCACAGUGAAGGACUUGUUUUUUUUACAGAUAACUUUCUCUCUUUCAAGCGCUAUCUAAAACUUUUAGGGCAGCUACAAUAAACUUCAAGGUAAAUUGUAAGAGGUAACGUUCCCUCGUGUCGCUCAUCGCCAGGAAGUAAUCACUGGGAUUCUUGUAGAUUGCACUAGGGGAGGACUGGUCUGUAUUUUAUAUUCUGGGAACUGUCAAUGAAUCCCCCAGCAAUGAACCCGAUUACACUUCAUCGAUGAGGAAUUUUGCACUUUAAUUUUUUAUGUAUCUUUAUAUUUCAUUGGAUUGCUGUUACAUGAGGGGGGUGUCCCGUCCCCCGCAUGGAAGUGAAACACAUGAGGGAUAGCCUGGAAGGAGGACCCCGGACCUGACAGUAUUAUCUGUGCGGAGGACUUGUAUCCAAGGGCUGUAUACACUACGUCUCCACCAUCGCUAGAUGACAGGAGAUCGUUUCCCCUUCUUGGAAGCUGAGGCCGCUGCCUGUAAAUUUUAUUUAAUUUUUUAUUUUAAUUCCAGACAUUUCUGUUGCAAUAACCGUAAAGUAUUGAGGAAGCUGCCGCCGAUGGAGGUGAAACCUAAUUUAGCACUAAAUCCGUGAUUGCUGCAGCGACCCUGGGAAUGAUGGCUCCUGCUAAACCAAAGAUGUAAAGCGCUGUGCGGCAGAGACCCCCCACGUCGUCUUGUGAUGGUUUCCCACUUUACUUGGCUCUGAGGGUCUGUCCGCACGGUGACAAGGCUCUGUUCCCCUGUGGGUUUAUGCAGUGAAAACACUACAGAAUUGCCAGAAUAACCCCCGCUCUAUCCCCAACGCGUGCAGCGACGAUCACAUUGUAUUUUCUCUGUUUAUUGCCCUGUAUCAGUGAUAGGCAAACUGCGGCUCUCCAGCUGUUGCAGAACUACAACUCCCAGCAUGCAAAGACUGCCUACAGCAGGGCAUGGUGGGAGUUGUAGUUUUGCAACAGCUGGAGGGCCGCAGUUUGCCUAUCACUGCCCUGUAUAACUGAUCUGUGUUGUAUGGCUCCAUCCAGCGGCCGUAGUAAUCUACGGACUUGUACGGUGCCGAGAUUAGCAACCUCCGCUAACGGUGAAACUAUGACUCCCAGCGUGCACACUUGCUCACCUGUACUCGGAACUCCUAUGGAAUUGAAUGGUGCAUGCUGGAGUUUGUAGUUUCCCAGCAGCUGGAGUUCGCUGAGCCCUUUCAUAUGGCAUUGUGUGGUCUGAUGACGAUAUCACACGCUCUGUGUAAAUGGAGCCAAGACUCCAACGUUAUUUCACAAUCUACAUAUAAUGUAACUCUCCGGUCACAUCCAAAGCUGCAUUCAGCCAUAUACUGUUACAUGACCCCGCUUUGUGCAGGGAUUUAUUUUAUUCUAUGGCUCCCGCAAUGCACCACAGCCAGGAAUUAUUGACCGAUUCAACAGUAUAUGUAGAUUAUGAGAGUACAGGGUUAAAUCAUGUUUGGGAGUGGGGCUGCACUGUAAAGCAGGACAUAGAAUAUCCUCUGUUCACGCCGGGCGCGAUGGAAACCUGUUGGUAUUACAGAGCAAUGCAUUAUGGGGUAUAAUAUAUAAUGUCCAGGCCCUCGGUGUAGAGCAAUAUAGAACUGCGACAGGACGAGAAGACGAAGGGGGCGACUUCUGAAGAGACACUAAGCCUUAAUAUACUACGGCGGGCGGUGCGUUGAACGGUUUACCCCUCUUUAUGUAUAGGAUACGCCGUGGCCUUUUUCACGCGGCUUCCUCGUGCGCUGAAAGCCAAACUUUUUGCUUUCUUAAGAAAAGGAAAACAACAAAAAAAAACAUAAUUUUGUCUAAACUUGAAUUGUAUUUAAGGACAUAGGAGAAAAGACGUCUAUUUUUAAGAAGAAAACGUUUGAUGCCUUCUUUUCUUAUAAACGGCCAGUGCACAAAGACUUCCUGUUCACGCUGCCUCUGGGGAGAACGCGCGGCGUCCGCUGCCGGACAUUGCUGAGACGUGGAUGGCGAGCGCCUCUGUUACGUUAUAAGGCGGUUUGUUGUUCCUUGGUCAUAUUUGCACCUUAAUAUUUGAUGUCUUUGAGAGACUUUCUGAUGUGAUUAUCGCGGUCAGUCAGAUGUCGCUUAUGCUGGCGACAUUCAUGGCGAGAGUCAGAAUUCGGCAAAUCUUAUGGCUUUAGCACUUUUUUCUUUACCGUGAUCAUGAAACCAGCGCUCCGGCUGUACAGUACUAUCAGUGACCACCUCAAAUUGAGGGCUCCUGUUAAAGGGGUUGCCUCGCUACAGCCAUCCCCUUUAAUAGCUGUUCAGCUGACAGCCGUGGCCGAAUGCUGGUUUCACCUCGGUAAGCUGCAGCUAGCCAAAUGGUUUGGUUUCCCUGCGGAGGCCAUGAAUUCCGGAGCGACCCCACCCCCCAUGACAUUUUGUACUGAUCCGUAGUACGGUGGAAUGCUGUGGGCCCAUACCGCGCCUCUGGAUGUCAAUGUGGUGGUAUGAGGAAGCGUGGCAGUGUGAACUCGUGGGUGCUGUGAGAUCACCAGCAGAGUAGGACCGCGCUACUCCUCCACAACUGACGGGAUUGUCGCCCCCACAGAUGCCACGGACAAUAAUGACAACGGCAUCUAAGUGGCCCCCAGGUCCGCCAUCUUAGUACUAGGCUGUGCUGGAGGCGUAAUACAUAGCGCUGCACAAGUAUCGCAGUUCCUGCUCUAAGGCCUCUUUCACACCUGCGUUAUAGUCUUCCGGCAUAGAGUUCCGUCGUCGGGGCUCUAUGCCGGAAGAAUACUGAU
Bufo gargarizans (Asiatic toad) is the source of this 6581-nucleotide messenger RNA. RefSeq names its product zinc finger CCHC-type containing 14 (gene ZCCHC14). Gene Ontology annotation, molecular function: nucleic acid binding; zinc ion binding; phosphatidylinositol binding. The record is from RefSeq and is a predicted model, not a curated record. NCBI's taxonomy places the organism in Eukaryota, Metazoa, Chordata, Amphibia, Anura, Bufonidae. The transcript has 14 exons. Bases 481 to 3615 code for a protein of 1044 amino acids.